This is a messenger RNA of Cottoperca gobio, 3448 nucleotides long. Its product is annotated as mRNA decay activator protein ZFP36L1. The transcript is spliced from 2 exons. The record is from RefSeq and is a predicted model, not a curated record. Gene Ontology annotation, molecular function: metal ion binding; mRNA binding. NCBI's taxonomy places the organism in Eukaryota, Metazoa, Chordata, Actinopteri, Perciformes, Bovichtidae. Bases 188 to 1489 code for a protein of 433 amino acids.
UCACAGAGGCGUGGGAGUGGCUAACAGCAGGUGUUAGGUUUUAAAUCCACACGUGGUCUGGGUCUUGGGCUUGUUUAGCACCGCAUACACAACUAGAAACUUCUGACCAACUCAUGCCAGCGAGUUGCCCACGUCUAUCACUGCGGGGGCAGACGGGAUCGGACGACACUUUUGAUAACUCAGCAAAAUGCCAUCUUUCCCCCUCAACCAAUUUGCUGACUUGGAAGAGAUGAUGUGCAAGCAAUUACUGAAUCUUGACUUAAGGGAGCAGAACGGACCAAUGCCAUCCCUCAGUCUGGCAAUGAGAUCCCCAGGUUGCAUUGGGCAGCCACGUAACAACAUAUCGUUUUCCCUCUCGUCCCUCUCCUGCCUUCCCACUGAUUCUUCAGACAGUGUAUUUCUGACCUCCAGCCAAUGGGGGCAGCAGUCAGAAAGCCCUCUGUCCACCCAUCCCGCCAAUUCCACCCAGUGGGGAAAGUCAGGCUUCCUUGCCCAGCGCUCCAUCAGUAUGGUAGAGACCAGCAGCACCACAGCAGCAAGUCUAGGCUGGCCUGGGACUGACAUAAUGCACUCCGAAAGUGACAUCAGCCCCACUGCACUGAACACCAGCUCCUCCUCUUCCACCUCAUCAGUUUCCUCUUCCUCAGCACGCUAUAAGACUGAACUGUGUCGAUCUUUCACUGAGAGCGGGUUGUGCAAGUACGGUGGGAAGUGCCAGUUUGCUCACGGGUUAGAUGAGCUGCGGGAUCUUAACAGACAUCCAAAAUACAAAACUGAGCCAUGUCGCACGUUUCACACCAUCGGCUUCUGCCCCUACGGGAUGCGCUGCCACUUUGUCCACAACAACGAGGAAGAAAAGAAACACUCCUUGUCACGAUCGUCGUCGUCCUCCUCAUCCUCCUCCUCAGGCAUUCCCCAGCAGCCACCUUCCUCCUUCCGCUCGCACAGACCUCCUCUUGUCAGACAGAGCUUCAGCUUUGCUGGGUUUCCCUCUGCUCCCCAGCCAGCUCUUCAGCCUGCCCCUAAUGCUCACCCUCCUCGUGCCACUGCUUCGUUCACACGUGUGCCAUCAGCCUCUCCUCCUUCCUGUGCUGACAUUACUGACCUCCUUUCUCAUGCCUUCCUGGAGAUGGACUCUGCCUUCGAGGCCUCCCCUGUCCACCAGUUCCAGCCUCCCCUGGACCAGGCUGCUGCAGCAGAUCCCCAGUCUCCAUUCCUGCCUUCCCCAGACUCUGGCUGUUCUCCAUCUGAGCUGUCUCCAACUGCCUCGCCUUCCCUGACGCAGAGUCCUAGUGCUACGGAGGUCUUUCCAGGGCCACUGGGUGCCCGAUCCCUAUCCUACACCUCUCUGUCAGACCAGGACCAGGAUGGAAGCAGCUCUGCUAGCUCGCUCAGUGGCUCUGAAUCCAUUAAUGAAGUCAACGCCAGACGCCUGGCGGUAUUCAGUCAGCUCUCUGUUCCCGAUGAUGCUACUGGAUUCUGCCUUUAAGCUGCAGCGUGCUGUGAACACAAAUAUUACAUACACUCAGACACAAACAUGCAGAUCUGGGAUAGUCUUGAGACACAAUAUAUGCAGUACACACAUAUCCACGCUCAAACACACAAAAUGCUCACACGCUUGAACCCUUUAAAUGCACACAUACCCUCAUACACACAGCCGCUGGACUGACACCUCAAGUUCUUUGCACCUGUGUGGCAUCAAAGGAAACAAAGAAAGACUUUGUGACCGACUCAGAAGAGAUUCGCCGGUUAGAUUUACGUGGCUAGAAUGUCACUGUCAUAUCCGUAAGGGAAGCCAAAGUGACGCAGAAACUGAAAUGUGUGUUGCCACCAAAACCUAGUACAUAUCAAGACACAAGUUAAAUAGUUCUGGAAGUCAUUGAUGCUUUACAAAACUAGUAUGUUGAGAUGGCAAAUUGUGACAAAGCUAUUGUAAUCACAGUGUGAUGGGCCUCAGUGUUGUUGAGUCCAACCACACUAUUUGUGAUGCAUUUUAACAACAUCUGAGCGAUCUCUAAAGAAUGUAACAAAGCCAAAGACAUCUUUUGUAGCUCAGACAUUUUGAUUAUGGUGGCGCAAACACACAAUGUGACUUAUGUUUUAGGAAUUGUUGAUUUUUUUUUUUUCAUUAACUGUACACAGUAUUGUGUUUGUAAGCUGGUGAAACCGUUUUUUCCUCAAACCCUACAGUCUGAGGACAUGUUUAGGUCACUGGCCUCGAACCUGAAUGUUACGUUUUUAAUCAACUGAAGUGCCUGUUGCGUUGUUCACCAGGUCAUGUGUUGAAACAAUAUUUGCAUGUCUGUUAGAGAUGUGUGGAUGGGGUUUGAGUCGUUUUAUUUAGUGACGUAAGCUUAGUGUGAGUUCAGGUCUCUCCGUUGUUAAGAUGACUACAAGUGUUCUUCUGCGUUCUCGUGCAUUAUUGACAAACUUCCCCCAGUAAAAUACCAAAUGGUCAAAUUUAACCCACAGGAGGAAGAGGGGGAACUCCGUUUGAGCUUAGCAAAAAAGCAAAGUGGGCUUGAUCAUACUUUGUCAAAUCCCAUGUUCAUGACAUAUCGUUAAUUGUAUUACUUGCCAACUGGAAAAGCAGGACAUAGGAAUUUUAUGAGCUUUGUUAUGCUAAGUGUGCCAGCACAGACUGCAGGCGUUGCAGAAAAUCCAUCAGUAUUGCUUUAACGAUGGACCAGAAUAUAUUCAAUGAGAUGCAAUAACAUUAUGCUGCAUCUUUAUUUUUAGUUUAGACUGAUAUGAUCUGAACACAGCUUGAGUUGCAAGGCACUUGGCGUAGACAGAAAGUUUAAUCAAGUCAUGUGAACGUUUCCUGCAAGUCCUGUUUAACCUCUGGCAUUAUUCCUAAAAACUUUGCUAAUAUGUAUUUUUAGAUAAUCUUAAACACAAAACAAACAUUCCCAGGAGUGUGGAUUUCUUUCCCUCCCUUGUCCACAGGCAGCACUGGUGUUACAUUGCUUUUGAUAAAUAUUCAUGUUUUGUGACUCGCACCACCAUAUGUAAUUUCUCCGUCAGUAUUAAUUCUUGCUGUUACGGUUUUGUACUGUUAUGAAUGUGUAGCGUUCCUGGGCACAUGUAUGUGAACUGUGCUCCCGGGUCUGUUGCCUUACUGAGCUAGAUCCAGCAUUCUGUAGACUUAGGGUAUGUAUGCUUAGUCUUAUAGAAAUGUUACUUGGCUGUUUUGUGUGUUUAUGACAUAGUUGGUUAGAAGAACAGACACUGUGCUGUUACUGGUCUAUUUAAAAUUGCCUUUUCAUCAACAUGUUUGAGGCCUGUUUAGUGUUUAAGGUGAUAAUCUUUAGUAAAUUAAUUUCUUUAAUUUAUUUUAACGUAUUUAUAGAGGACUUUGAGUUGGUAAUGCUUGUAUCAAGUUUAAUAUAUUUGGUUUCUCUUCUUUUUUUCUUUUUUACUGGAAUAAAGUUUUUGUUUAAUUUUA